This is a messenger RNA of Alternaria rosae, 1470 nucleotides long. RefSeq lists its product as uncharacterized. NCBI's taxonomy places the organism in Eukaryota, Fungi, Ascomycota, Dothideomycetes, Pleosporales, Pleosporaceae. Bases 1 to 1470 code for a protein of 489 amino acids. The transcript is spliced from 2 exons. The record is from RefSeq and is a predicted model, not a curated record.
AUGGCGGAGAUUGUACAAGAUGAGGAGGAUCAACAGAGUCAGGAGAUUGACAAGAGUAAGGAAUGCGGAACAGACCAAGAAAGCAAGGAGCGCGAAGAGCGCGAAGCCAAUCUCGCACUUUCCCUUGCCAUCAUCCGCGAAGAUGCCGAAGGCAGAGAUGAGACACCAGUCCCCAUGUCCAAGCGGCCCAGAGACGAGGAGCAGAGCGAGGCUUAUGUCGAUGACAUGUCUCACAAAGGGCCACUCAAGGAGGCUGGUGAGAAGCUCCCAGCCGACAACAAUUUGCAGACAUCUUUCGACGCUGAUUUACAAUCUAAUCCUACACCACUAACUUCGCAUAAGAAGCAAUGCUGCGGACCACCGAACCCGCCACUCAACGAACCUGCUGUAGAUCCACCACAGCGCAAUCUCACCGAAGCACCCAGCUCGUACUCGAACUCCACAACUGCUCCCUUGGACCACUACAUUCGCUUAGUCUGCAAAUCUCAAUCGCUUCCCAGCCUCUCUGAGCCAUACUUCAGCUCGUCCAAUAAGUCCCCCGUAUUACGACGCGACCGCAAAAACAAGAUAAUAGUCUACAGAGGCUCCUUCAACCCGCCACAUCUCGGUCAUCUAGAAUUGGCGUACUAUACAUUUCUACGCAGCUCCUCUACAAUGAUAGCCAUCCUUUUACUUCCUAUCUCCGAUCUUCUAUACGCUAAAGAUGGCGCCAGAGUGAACGGAAAGGAUUUUGCUACUACGAAAGCACAGGGAAUUUCGCUACUACAGGAUGACUUGCUGCAGCGUUGGAGUUGGUUCUACGAAGGCAAGAAGUGUCACAAAUUCAGUGAAUAUCGGGCUGCUUUGAUAGAUAUGGCGUCCAGAGAUGGCUUCAGACUAAAUUUCACGUACCUGAACGGAAGCGAUCACUACAGUAAGGCUGUUAAGAAGGGGACUCUAACGUAUCUAAGUCAUGAGACGGAGGACAUGAUCAUCAGCGAUAUCACGUGUCCGUCUAGUCUGUUCAUCGGCCCGGAUUCUUCUCCUGCACAGUUGCCUGGCUGUGGACCUUGGCGCUUAGCUUAUACGCCGGUGAGUGAUUCAGGAGAUUUCACUUGUAGAUGCAGGAAAUUCUGUGCUGAGUGUCACACAUCUCGCCGGAUAAGAGAAUACUGCGGCGGCCAUACUGCUUUGGAAGGCGAACCGCACGCUCUAUCAAGGCAGGAAAAGAUACUGUACGAGAUUUUGGUAAGAUGCCACGACGGAGGGGGCGAGAAGUGGGUUUGUAACAGGGAUCGUGGAGGUGUAGUAACGUUUUUUGGUAGUGAAACGGCUUAUCGUCGCGAGGACAGCGAGAGGGAGGAGAUUAGUUCUUCGAUUAUCAGGAAGAUACUGGGGAAAGGUGGCAGUAAGGCGGAGAUGAUAGAGAAGUUGGAGAAGGUCAUGUUGAACCCAGAGUUGCUGUUGCAAUAUCUUGAACCGGACAACUAA